AUGCACUUGCUCGGGGGGUGCUCCCCCUUUAAAGGCGCUGUCGCUGUGUUACUACUUUUCGGGGUAGCACACGCAAUUGAUUUGGAUAUCAGUAGCGAACAAUCGAUCAAAGAUGCCGCGAGUACGUCGACCUACGCUAUGAUGAAAUAUUAUUACGGCAAUGAGACCGGUCAAAUCCCCGGGGCCUUUCCAGACAAAUGGUGGGAAGGAGCCCCUCUAUUUCUUGCACUCUUAGAGUACUGGCACUUUACUGGCGACACGACAUACAAUGAGGAGCUAAGUGUUGGCUUGCAAUGGCAAUCAGGUACGGACGGGGACUAUAUGCCAAGCAACUACAGUUCUUAUCUGGGAAACGACGACCAAAUGUUCUGGGGUCUAGCGGCUAUGACCGCCGCUGAAUUCUCAUUCCCAGACCGCUCGACUGGAUUCUCUUGGCUCUCUUUAGCCCAGGGCGUCUUCAAUACGCAAAUCAAAAGAUGGGAUACAUCCUCGUGUGGUGGUGGCCUACGGUGGCAAAUCUGGCCCUACCAGUCUGGAUAUGCAAUGAAAAAUUCCAUUUCGAAUGGGGGUUUAUUCCAAUUAUCUGCACGUCUAGCCCGCUACACUGGAGAUGCAAUCUAUCUUCAGUGGGCUAACAAGAUCUGGGAUUGGUCUGUCUCGUCACCUCUGCUUAGCAACUCAACGUGGAAUGUUGCCGAUUCCACCGAUGUUGAUAAUGAUUGUGCGACCCAGGGAAACGCCCAAUGGACGUAUAACUAUGGCACUUACCUGAUGGGAGCAGCGUAUAUGUACAACUAUACAAAUGGAACCACCCAGUCUCAAUGGCUGACAGCAGUUAAUGGCCUGUUGAAUGCCACAUUUGACAACUUUUUCAUCACCGGUGGGAUUAUUGAAGAUUACUAUUGCGAGCCCGCAGAAACUUGCAAUAAUAACGAGAUCCUCUUCAAAGGACUAACUUCCUCCUGGUUGGCAACGACUGCUCUACUUGUCCCAUCGACAUUUGACAGCAUCCUAGAAAAGCUACAAACAUCAGGUCAGGCAGCCGCUGCAUCUUGUACCGGCCACAGCAAUGGCACUUGUGGUGUCCAGUGGUAUAAGUCUACAUGGGACGGCUGGAUGGGAAUGGAAGAACAGAUCAGCGCGUCGAAAGUCUUCACCGCAAAUUUAAUCAAUUUCAACAAGACAGCUCCGGUGACCUCGACCACUGGCGGCAACAGUACUAGCAAUCCAACAGCAGGUGAAGACGACACUACUGCUUCCAGUCAAAAGACGACUACAAUCACAACGGCUGACAAGGUGGGUGCGGGAAUUGUGACGGCAAUUUUUGUGGCUGGCUGGAUUGGACUCAUGAGCUUUAUGAUGUUUGGUGGUUGA
Molecule: messenger RNA, 1374 nt
Organism: Penicillium robsamsonii
Lineage: Eukaryota; Fungi; Ascomycota; Eurotiomycetes; Eurotiales; Aspergillaceae
Product: glycoside hydrolase family 76 protein
Exons: 4
Coding region: 1-1374 (457 amino acids)
Biological process (GO): carbohydrate catabolic process; fungal-type cell wall biogenesis
Molecular function (GO): mannan endo-1,6-alpha-mannosidase activity
Source: RefSeq, a predicted model, not a curated record